Molecule: messenger RNA, 819 nt
Organism: Temnothorax curvispinosus
Lineage: Eukaryota; Metazoa; Arthropoda; Insecta; Hymenoptera; Formicidae
Product: nonribosomal peptide synthetase 13-like
Exons: 3
Source: RefSeq, a predicted model, not a curated record
GCAUUAAUAGCGUUCGUUACCGUUACGCAUUCGUUCCAAUGCUCGACUCUAUCCGUCUCGGAGAUCGAAAAUCUUCUUCAAAAGAUAUUACCGCCAUAUAUGUUACCACAAAUUUUUAUUGUUGAUCACAUACCUCUUCUAACAAAUGGGAAAACGAAUCGACAGGAAUUGCUAAGAAGAUACGAAUCAUCUUGCUCUAAUGACGAAGACCACAUUGCUAUGAAUUGCGAUUACAGCGGAGUGCCAAGUCAAGAUCUUGCAAAAGCCCGUAUCCUCUUUCCAACCAUCGCAUCCGUAACCGGACGUAGUAGUCGCACACCGGUAAUGCUAAACGCUAAUUUCUACGAAAUUGGUGGAAAUUCCUUGAAUUCCGUUUACACCGUGACCAAAUUAAGAGAUCAAGGUUAUCAGAUCGGUAUCACGGAUUUUAUCACAGCGAAAAAUUUAGCCGAAGUAUUAGACCGAAUGAAGUUCAUAGUAUCCGACGAGGAACCUUUGAAAGAAGCCAUUGACCAGAAACCGUACGUCUUUGAAUCAUUAAACGACUGCCAUAAGGAGGACGUAAUCGAAAUAAUCAUGAAGGGCUUUUGUUUAAAACCCGAAUUGGAGCAGUACUUAAUGCUGGACAUAACGAGAGCCGAUUGUCUGGAAUUUGUGGAGGCUGUGUGGGAUUUUCUUGUAGAAAAGAACUUUAGUUUCGUAAUAAAAUCGGUGCAAAAUGACAAAAUAAUCGGAGUUACUUUCAACUUUGAUCUUUGGGAUAAACCUGAACUGAUACUGAAAUCUGAGUUAAUGAUUGUUUUUGAUUUCAUCGAAUAU